UUAUAAAGUUUGAAAUAUAAUUAAAUAUAGAAAAAGUGUUUAAUUAACAAGUGCGCUCUAAAGCAGCUGCUAAACCGACAGCCAAAUUCAGCAGUUUUUCACAAAGUAAGUGCAACACGAUGCGUGGACUGGUUGACGAGGCUAAGAAGUCAAAAUUUGGCACGGCCAACAACAACAACAAUAACAACAACCUCAACCACAGCAGCAGCAGCAGCGGCAACAUGGGCAGUCGUGGCAGGACAACGCUGGCCAGUGCCAGCACAUCUCGAUCCUUGAAGGGUGCUAUUAAAACGCCCACAACAACAACAGCAACAACAGGCGGUGCGGCCAAAAAGCUAUCACCACAAGUUGCUACAAAGUCCAAGGCAGCUGUGUCUACAACAACAGCAGCAGCAGCAACAACAACAACAACAACAACAACAACUAGCAGCAGCCACACAGCAAGCAGCUCCAGCAUGAAGUCCAGUGCCGCAAAAGUCCAAAAGGGUCAGAAUCCACCCCCACAGGCGCAGUCAACGGCCGCAGCAGCAGCAGCCGUGCCCCCUCCUGCACCCACACCCGCACCUGCAGCAGCCACCCUGCAGCCACAGUCAACGCAGCUGCAGCCGUACAACAACAACAGCAACACCAUUGCUUUACCCAAGGCAUCGCAUGCCAAUACCAGCGAGGAGCUGGCCGGCGGCGUCCAGGACACCAUUUACCUAUGCAAUUUUCGCGUCUCUGUGGACGGCGAAUGGCUGUGCCUCAAGGAGCUGCAGGACAUCGAUGUGGCAAACGGCCAGAAGACUGUGGGCGGCGGCGCAGCGCUUAUAAAUGCCACAGGAGUAGCUGGCGGUGCAGGUGCAGGAGGCGCCGCCGGUGCUGGCCACGUGCAGCAGCGUACACAGACGCACCAUCAUCAGUUUGGGCAGCGCAACAGCAAACGCUACUCGGGCCUGUCGACAACCAGCGGCGGUGGCACAUUCGAGGAUAACGGUAUUAUGGCAAUUGAAAAUCUAAUCGGUCGCCGUCUGUGCGACGUUGUCGGCUCAAAUGCACUUGCAACGGCAACGCAACAGCAGCACAAAAAUGUCGGCCUCAUCGGUGGCACAUUAGCUGAGUGGUCGCAUCUCUCACGUGACACGGCCGAGAUUGAGCGCAGCAAUUUGGUCAACAUUUGCAAGCUAGUUGUCAAGGAGCUGCUGGAGCAAUCGCUACGCUAUGGCCGCAUGCUCGACUCGGAUCAUUUGCCGCUCCAGCAUUUCUUCAUAGUUAUUGAGCAUGUUCUGGGGCAUGGACUGCGACCCAAGAAGGGUCUGCUGGGGCCGCGCAAGGAGCUCUGGGAUUUGCUGCAGAGUGUCGAAACCUAUUGCCCCGAGGCGCAGGAUAUCACGGCCAGUGUGAGAGAUCUACCCACGGUCCGCACACACAUAGGACGCGCACGUGCCUGGCUACGCAUUGCUCUCAUGCAAAAGAAGCUAUCCGAUUACCUGCAGGCAUUGAUCGAGCAUCGCGAGGAUUCAUUGCACGACUACUACGAACCGCAUGCUCUGAUGAUGAGUGAUGAGAUUGUUGUCAUUAUGGGCAUUUUGGUGGGCCUAAAUGUUAUAGAUUGCAAUCUGUGUGUCAAGGAGGAGGAUCUGGACUCGCAGCAGGGCGUCAUCGACUUUUCGCUCUAUCUACGCUCCAGCUCCCGCAGUGCUGAAUCCAGCGAGGAGUCUGGUGCGCCACCUGCCCAACUGGAUGCCGCUGGGCAGGGCAACAUGAUUGCCGUGUUGGAUCAGAAGAACUAUAUCGAAGAGCUCAAUCGGCAUUUAAACGCCACUGUGGGCAAUCUUCAGGCAAAGGUCGAGUCGCUGACCACCACCAAUGCCUUGAUGAAGGAGGAUCUGGCCAUAGCGCGCAACAGUUUGCUCGCCUUGCAGGCCGAGAACCAGGCCAUGCGCCAGUCCGCCAGCCAACAGGCAGCACAAAGUCACUCGGACAACAGCUCCACGGGCAGUGGCAGUGACAAAGACAAGGACAAGGACAAGGUCGACGGCUUGAGCACGGAGCUGGCGGAGGAGCGUAAACGCAGCGCCGAGCUGGAUAAGGAGCUCAAGCUGCAGAUCUCCCUCAAAGCCGAAUCCGACAUGGCCAUGAAACUGCUGGAGAAGGAUAUACAUGAGAAACAGGACACGAUUGUCUCGCUUCGCCGUCAACUGGAUGACAUCAAGCAAAUCAACCUGGAGAUGUAUCGCAAGCUGCAGGAAUGUGAAGAUGAACUUACACAGAAGGGCGAGAUGGUCUCUCGUUUGCAAACGAAAGCCUCACAAAUUGGUAACAUUUUACAAUCGCUAGAAAAGAAAUACGAGUCCAAGCUCGUCGAGCAGCAGCAGGUGAGCGCCGGCUGCGGCGGGGAUCGUUCGCCCAACACGCGACGCCAGCAGAAUUUGCAAAAGUUCGAGGCACUCACCAAGAAGCACAAACAGGACACCGGACCGCCGAUGAAGCGGCUGCAUCUCAAGAUGGAGGGCAUACCGCCCUUCAAUCCCAACAACUAUCGCAAAUCGCCAGCCGCCACCCAGAUCCAGUUGCAGCCCGAUGAGCCAACCACAGCCAAGACGCCCACGUCCGCCAAAUCCUUGAACGAUGAGCUGGCCGAGGCAGCGGCCGCUGUGACGCAGCAUUUUAAGGGCGGCGGCGAUGGGUCACGCAGCGACUACGCGCUGUCCCGGGAACAGGAGGCGACAGGAGACGGCGACGCCUAAAAUAGCAACAGCUUUAGUUUUAUUUAAUUGUUAAGAAGGCAUUUACUUAAGUGUACAGUGGUUGCUCGCUAAUGGGAACGGUUCGGAAUUGGUUUUAAAUAGCUGGAAAAAAAAUACCAAUAUCGGAAGACAGGUUUUUGUUUUCAAACUAAAACAUUUAUCAAUAUAAUAUCUAUAAUAUAUAUAGUUUUUGCUACUUGACUGACUGAUUGAUGGACUGACAGAUUGGUGAUUGAUGAAAAGAGCCAGGAGGCUCUUCUUUCUGAAAAUAAUUGGAGCCGCUUAAAACCCUAUUAAAGGGUUUAAAUUUUAAAUGAAAGGGAAACUGGUUUAAAAUGUUCUGAAACACAUGUUGACCGGGCAAAGAGGGUUAAUAUUUGCUUUUAUACUACAUUUAUUUGGGCCAAUUUUAUUUAUUUACUUUUUUGAAUUGUUAAACAAUAACAUAACAGGCAACUCCUAACUUGCGAGCGGCCACUGUAUAUUAAUUGUGCUAGUCAGGUGUACCUAUGGGCACCUAUAAACCAUAUAAGUACUAAAUUCUGAGCUCUUGUGGUCCGCUAAUAGAGCUGUUAACCUAACUGUAACUGAAAGUGCAACUGCUUAACAAUAUGUCAAUAUUUGAGAUCCGAUAUUAAAAAUACGUUGCCUUCAGUACUACCUAUAUAGUACCAUAGUCAUGUGUUAUAUAAAUAUAUAUAUAUAUUUAUAUUGAAUACUCGUAUAGCUCCUUAGUAUAGCUCCUUAGCAAAAGGCUAUAACACGUUGUUGAAGAUUCUCCAAAUUAUAAGCUGUUAGCUGAAUUUCCUUCCCCUCCCCCAUCGUAAAGGCCCCAAGUAUUGCAAAUUGCAUUAUGAUGUACUAUAGAGCUGAUUUAUUAUAUUAUAUUAUAUUCAAAUCGAUACGCAUAUGUACUCGCAACUUGCUUUAUAUAUAUAUCAUUUAUAUAAAUAGAUAUAUAUAUGUACU
This is a messenger RNA of Drosophila novamexicana, 3698 nucleotides long. Its product is annotated as protein RUFY3. The record is from RefSeq and is a predicted model, not a curated record. Gene Ontology annotation, molecular function: metal ion binding. Lineage: Eukaryota; Metazoa; Arthropoda; Insecta; Diptera; Drosophilidae. The coding region runs from base 120 to 2729 and encodes 869 amino acids. Gene Ontology annotation, cellular component: cytoplasm. The transcript has 6 exons.